AUGCCCAGGUUGCAUACUGACUUCAGCCUGUGUGUUCUGGCUCAGGAUGUGGUGACCUUCCCCCAAGUGGCUGUGGACUUCUCUCCGGAGGAGUGGCUGUGCCUGGAUGCCUCACAGAGGAAGCUCUACAGAGAUGUGAUGUUGGACACCUACCAGCACCUGCUGGCCGUAGAAUGCAGACCAGAAGAAGUUCAGGAUUUGACAUUUCAGCAAUUAGCUUUUGGAAUAGGAUCUCCAAAUAAGAGUGAGAUGGGAAGCAGCCAUUCCCGGUGGGAUGGGAGUGAUUCUUUGCUAUCGGACAUAGUCAGGAGGAAGCCCUCACGACGACAAGCUCCUAAGCACAUUCCCUAUGGAGUGCAGCCACUCAAAUGUAAGCAGUGUGGGUGGGCCUUGCCGUGUGCUCAGCACUGCGACAUGCCUUCGGAAACCCCGAGUGCACAGAAUUCCUCUGACCGUCAGCUGGGUGGACACACUCCUAGUAAACUGUCACACCCAAGUGAACCUAAGAAAGUCCGGACAUUAAAGAAAGGUUAUACUUGUCAGGAGUGUGGGAAGGCCUUCUCUCAAGCCGUACACCUUACUAGGCACAUGAAUACUCAUACUGGAGUGAAGCCUUAUACAUGUGAAGAGUGUGGGAAGGCUUUCACUCGAUCUUCAGGCCUUAGUUACCACUUAAAUAUUCAUACUGGAGAGAAGCCCUAUGUAUGUACUGAAUGUGGGAAGGCCUUCAAUUAUUCAUCCAGCCUUUAUAUGCACUGGAAUGUUCAUAGAGGAGAGAAACCUUAUGCAUGCAAGCCAUGUGGGAAGGCCUUCACAUAUGCCUCAGAACUUAAAAAACAUACUAGAACUCAUGGAGGAGAGAAGCCUUAUGCAUGUAAGAAGUGUGGAAAAGCCUACACGGUUGCCUCAAGCCUUGCUAGACACCAGAAAACACAUACUGGAGAGAGACCUUAUACAUGUAAGGAAUGUGGGAAGUCCUUCACUCGAGCCUCAAUCCUUUCUGUGCAUGAGAAAAUUCAUACAAGAGAGAAGUCUUAUUCAUGUCAGUAG
Molecule: messenger RNA, 1050 nt
Organism: Suncus etruscus (white-toothed pygmy shrew)
Lineage: Eukaryota; Metazoa; Chordata; Mammalia; Eulipotyphla; Soricidae
Product: zinc finger protein 420-like
Exons: 3
Coding region: 1-1050 (349 amino acids)
Biological process (GO): regulation of transcription by RNA polymerase II
Molecular function (GO): DNA-binding transcription factor activity, RNA polymerase II-specific; RNA polymerase II cis-regulatory region sequence-specific DNA binding
Source: RefSeq, a predicted model, not a curated record